AUGAUAGAAGGAGCUACAAAGAAGGCAGGAGGCAACACGCAGGAGACCUGGACCAGAAAUGCCAGAAUUUCCCAUCAAUCUCAAUCUACAGGGAUAAUGGCUGUGAGAAGGAUAAGUUACGAUAUUAUGACUUGCCACACCAAAACAGAUGAAAGGGCUAUCCACGAGCCAGAAAGGGGACAACUACGAAUGAAUCAAGCCGGGUUAAUUCUACGAAUUCAGGACCUGUAG
Molecule: messenger RNA, 231 nt
Organism: Plasmodium inui San Antonio 1
Lineage: Eukaryota; Apicomplexa; Aconoidasida; Haemosporida; Plasmodiidae
Exons: 1
Coding region: 1-231 (76 amino acids)
Source: RefSeq, a predicted model, not a curated record